Molecule: messenger RNA, 4037 nt
Organism: Passer montanus (Eurasian tree sparrow)
Lineage: Eukaryota; Metazoa; Chordata; Aves; Passeriformes; Passeridae
Gene: TESK2
Product: testis associated actin remodelling kinase 2
Exons: 11
Coding region: 216-2231 (671 amino acids)
Biological process (GO): actin cytoskeleton organization; protein phosphorylation
Cellular component (GO): nucleus; cytoplasm
Molecular function (GO): ATP binding; protein serine/threonine kinase activity
Source: RefSeq, a predicted model, not a curated record
GCCUGGAGGUGUGAGGGCUUGGCUCCGGUUUUACUGUUUUAGUGCAGCCCUGUAAGAAUACGUGAAUCACGCGUUGGUGACAGGCUCGAGUGUUCAGGAGUGUGUGCGUGUAUCUCUGCUUUGUGGCCUUCAGGAUCCAACAAGAGUAGAGAAGACAGCAAAUUACCUAAGAUGUGAGAAGUCCUCCCUUAGUGAAAUAAAAUCUUGGUUUCAAAAUGGACCGAAGUAAGCGGAACUCAAUAGCAGGAUUUCCACCACGCUUGGAGCGCGCUGAAGACUUUGAUGGUACCACUGGAGAAGGGACUGCAUCCCAGCUGGGAAGAGUUUGUACCUCUUCAUACAGAGCCCUGAUAAGUGCCUUUUCCAGACUUACUCGUCUUGAUGAUUUCACAUGUGAGAAAAUUGGCUCUGGUUUCUUCUCUGAGGUGUUCAAGGUAAGGCACAGAACUUCAGACCAGGUAAUGGCUUUGAAGAUGAACACACUGAACAGCAACAGAGCAAACAUGCUGAAAGAGGUUCAACUUAUGAAUAGACUCUCACAUCCGAACAUCUUAAGGUUUAUGGGUGUCUGUGUGCAUAAAGGACAGCUGCACGCUCUUACUGAGUACAUCAAUUGUGGUAACCUGGAACAGCUACUAGAUGGCAACCAGCACCUGCCCUGGACAGUGAGGGUGAAACUGGCCUAUGACAUUGCUAUGGGAAUCAGUUAUCUUCACUAUAAAGGCAUUUUCCACCGAGACCUUACAUCCAAGAACUGUUUAAUCAAACACGAUGAGAAUGGAUACUCAGCAAUAGUUGGAGACUUUGGUUUAGCAGAGAAAAUUCCUGAUCACAGUGAGAAGUUACCAGUUGUGGGUUCACCUUUCUGGAUGGCACCAGAAGUUCUCAGAGAUGAGCCCUACAAUGAAAAGGCAGAUGUGUUCUCCUAUGGCAUAAUUCUGUGUGAGAUUAUAGCAAGAAUACAGGCAGACCCAGACUAUCUCCCUCGCACAGAGAAUUUUGGAUUAGAUUAUGAUUCCUUCCAGCACAUGGUGGGAGACUGUCCUCCUGACUUCCUCCAGCUGGCCUUCAACUGCUGUAAUAUGGAUCCAAAGUUGCGUCCUUCAUUUGCUGAUAUUGUCAAAACACUGGAGGGAAUGUUAAACCGCCUGAGAAAUGAGGACUCGGAGAGAGACAGGAAGUUCUCGAACCUUGACAACAAUGAAAGAAAACCAAAAGGAUCAAUUGACAAAGGACCAGGAGUAAAACGUUUGAGUUCCUUGGAUGAUAAGAUCCCACCCAAGUCACCCCGUCCACGCCGCAAUAUCUGGCUGUCACGCAGCCAGUCCGAUAUCUUCUCCCGCAAGCCCUCCAGGAAGAUCAACGUGCAGGACCCCUACUACACACCCAGCAAAGGGUUAGGCCGGAAAGUGAAUCCCUUCAGUGCCCGCGAGGACCUCAAGGGGGGAAAGAUCAAAUUCUUUGACAUGCCAAGCAAGUCUGUGAUUUCCCUGGUGUUUGACUUGCACUCUCCAGAGGCAGGUGGAGGCCUGAAAGCCAGCCAGUCCCAGUUCCGGCAAGCGUACAGCACAGACUGGCAAGACCUUUCCCUUCUUCCUGGGAGGAGAUGCAGAUCGCUUCCACUCUCCCCUGAAUUACCACACAAGGAAUAUGGCCUCUUUGGGGGACUGUCUUCAACUGUGGGCAGGUGUGACCCAGCCCAGUUAGGUGCAGAGGUUCGGCAAAAACUCUUGAGUAGCACUAAAUACGGUGUGUCAGAGAUUCCCCCCUUUCAUGCCAAGCCUCACAGAACAGAGUUUCUUCUUGCACCAGGACAAGAAGAGGAUAUGGACUGUUCAGAUGGGCCAGUGGCCCAGGAGGAAAAUGGGUUUUGCCCUGUUGAGAACACACGUGGAGAUCCAGCAUGUGAUCAACCAUUAGUGCUGGCCCAGUCUGGGUCACUAUCUUACAAAAAGCUCCCAGCUGAGAAUUCAGUGAACUCUGAGGGACGUGGCUCACCACAAGUCUUUGCAGGAGGUCCCCCUUCUGAAGAGAUGGAGGUAGAAGAUGACCUACUGAAAAUUACUGUGUUAGAGUCUACAAAGCCUCUGUUCAGUGUUAGUCCUCCCACUGAGCUGAAGAGAGAGGCAUGGCCCUUCAGGGAGCAGGAUGGGGACAGUCCUGCCCUGUUGUCUCAGACCUCCUCCAACAUCUCAGCAAGUGGCAGCACAAAGUCAGCUUGUGACAUAUGAAGAGAGGGCUCAAACUGAAUGUGUCCUUGAGUUGUUCCCAGCUGCUUAAACGAAGUUUUCCUGCAGUGCUGGGCUUCACAUCUGAGAGACUCAACAAGCUGGCUGGAAGACAGAUAGCUGCAGACAGUGUCUGAAGAGACUGAUUAUUUUAUAAAACUUUAUUUCAAAUUGUGCUUAUUCCCUUUCCUGAUUUGAAUUAGGAGGGGGAACUACUCCAGCCAGAAUGGCCACAUGGGUCCCACAGUCCUUCCUGGAGGCAGCAGCCAGAGCAGGCACCAUUAAACAGUUCGACCUGGAUUUCCAGCAUGGGGCAUUUUAAGGUCUUAAGCUCCAUGUAGAGUAGAAAGAAUGACCCUUAGAUUUUUCCCUCUUCCUCUAACUGAACAUCUGCUCUAAGCCACUGCAUAUUUUUCAUUAACAUUCUGUAUCAGUGCACCUGAGUCAGAGCCUCUGUUUCAGAAACAGGCACAGAAGUCUUUCCGAGCUAUGUUGAGCAGAUAGGAAUGCUCUCUAGUCCCAGAGCUGCUUUGAAUGCUGUUGUAGCAUUAAACAAGCUCUUCUUUCAAAAGCAGCAAAAACAAAACCCCUCAUGCUGGUCACAAUCUGCAGGCUGAGUCACAUGACAAGUACUUUGUGAUUAACAAGGAGAAUCUGUUCCCUGGUUUCCUUUUCCCUUGGGAUUUAGUAAUGAUGUUUAAUACAUUUGUGCGGGGAAGCUCGCUUCCUUGUACAGCUCUUUAUGUACCUCAGCCCAAAUGUGGGGGAAGAUUUGCCCAGGGCACAGAGAAGCAUAUUCCAGGCAUUGCCACUUCUGGGCUUCUGAAGAAGCUGCUCCUGAAAGUACCAGCUGUACUGAGCUCUUGGCAGGGGGUGGGCCCUAAUCUCUGAAGAGCUGAGUGGACAUCAUGAUCUGUUUCUGUAGAAUAGUUAAAUACAGUAGCUACAUCACAAUUGACUAUUAUCAUUAAGCUAGAAGGGUCACAUUUACCUCCCUCUCUGGUACAAUAUCCCAUCUCACUGAUUUCACUGCAGUAAUGAUGGCUCCUCACUAGCUGGCUUGACAGAGGACAGGAAUCUCUGCUGAGAGGAAGUUGCCAGCAGUGUUGUAGCCCCACAAGUGCUCUUGGAGAGGACAAACUCACAGUUUGAAUUGUCAAACUGAAGAAAAUUAGCUUGUCCUAAAUUUAAUUUUUGUUUCCUCUACAGAAAGAAGCUGCUGUCUUUAUUGGUUUCUCCUGUUACUGAAUAGGAUGGGGUUUUUUUGGGUGUGUAUUUUUGGUUUUGUUUUUUUUGGGUUUUUUUUUUUUUUUUUUUUUUCCCUUGACCAGUGAGUACCUGUGAAAGAAGCAGCAGCAACAUGAGCUUUAAUGCUGCUUGCUGGAACCAGCAUCAGCAAUCCCUGCUCUGGGAUGAAAUGUCUGGGAAAGCUCAUUCUGUGACAUUUGUGCAACAUCUUGCCCUUUUCCACUAUCAUCCCAAAAAUCAUGGGAUUUUAAAAAUUUUAUUUUAUGGGGUUUUUUAACCUAUAUUCAUUCGUAAGUGAGGUAAACAUUGCACACCUGCUGAGCAGAUGGUGAUGCAGAGGAGUCCAGAUUUUCAUCCAGGUAGCCUGUUACACUCUUCCUGCUCUCUUGUAAGGCUGGAUACUGUAAGCUAGUCUCUGAUGGAAGCCAGACUAUUUCUACUCUUCUCCCACCUCAAAGAAAGGAUGGAGUUUUCUUGGCUGGGAUGUGUAUCUUUCCUGAGGUGGAGGUAGCUAUUCUAUGAGUUCCAGCUGUGACUUCCUCUAGUGAAGUGUGUGUUAAC